AUGGAGAAGAGAGGUGGAUGGGCGCCAUUGAAAAAGAUUCGAGUGGAAGAAGAAGAAGAUUCAAGCCCAUGGAAGAUCAAGAAAACCCUAACUCGCGAGGAGCUUAGCACGAAAGGGCAAUGCGUGAGAUUACAAGAUUCCGACGUGAAGAAUUUUAUUCUGAAUAACUGGAGCGAAAUGAUUGUCAAAAGAGCCGAAAUAGACGACAUUAGGAUAACGGUCGACGAUUUGGACACGGGAAGUGAGCACGAGUCCAGUUUCAGAUACUAUAAACCUCACCCGAAACAUAAGGGUGGAUAUUUCCUCCAAGGUUUGUGGAAGUACAAUUUCGUGGAGAGGAGAUCCCUUUCCGCCGGAGAUGAGAUCGGUCUGUUUUGUGAUCCUCGUACCAAAAAACUAUGUUUCUCUGUCUUGAAGCGAGCUAAAACCGAACAAGAUUCAAAUCUGCUGAAUACAUAAACAGCUGUAAUUGAUAAAGGGGAGAU
Messenger RNA from Tarenaya hassleriana, 485 nucleotides. RefSeq names its product B3 domain-containing protein At4g02870. Lineage: Eukaryota; Viridiplantae; Streptophyta; Magnoliopsida; Brassicales; Cleomaceae. The record is from RefSeq and is a predicted model, not a curated record. The coding region runs from base 1 to 459 and encodes 152 amino acids. The transcript has a single exon.